UAUAAAACCAUUUUCAUCCGCCGAUUAUAUAUUUUCCAAAUAUCAAAAAAAAAAUUUAUUUUAAUUUCUUAAAUCGUAGUGCGUUGCCGAUAAUUUCCGUAGGGCUCAACAUGGACUACUAACGGACUUUGAGAAGGCCGCUAAUUAACCAAGGAACUUUCUGAGGGCUUUAUUUACCAGUACUAAGCUUUUUGCCUUGUGGAAACAUUACGCGUUGUACUUCAAUUCACUUUCUCCCAGAAAAUUGUUUUCAUGCUAAGAAAUCGUUCAUAUUUUCAUCAUUAUUUCAGUUCAACUGCAACACUUCCCAUUUUUUCAGUAUCGCAUUUUUCCCACUCUUUCUUUCAAAAUAAAAAAGUAAUCAAUAAGAAGAACGGUAUAUGAACAACCAAGGCAAGAAUUACUCAAACUAACCAACCAAAAAAAAAAGAAGUAGGUCUUUCAUUUCCUACUCAUCUUCUUUGCCGAUGUGUGCCUUCUUGGGGCGCAUCUUUUUUUCCGUUCAUUCGUUCACACAUAACUCAAUUAUAGUUCAGUGACUUGCCGGGGCAUCACCAUCAUCAUCGCAUCAUCAUCACCAUCGCCAUCAUCAGCAGCGUGGAUGGAGCUCUUUAUACUAGCAUGCAAGAAGGAAGCUGUAACACCUGAUUCUGCCAUAAGAAUGAUGCCUAUCCACUAGGUUAAAAGAAUUCGAAAAAAAAAAAACUUUAAAGCAAAAUUUUUUAAUUCGGAAAUCGUGAUAUACAAAACAACGAGAAAAAAAUACCAAAUCUUUGAACAAAUUCUCAUAUCAAGACAAAAAUUCGAAAAACAAACAAGAGCUUCUUAAAGAAAUGCAUGAAUGAAAUGUACAAAGAGAAGUGUGUGUUUUGCUGGCAUUGUCAUGAAUUAAAUUGAACCAAUUUUCAUUGAACGUGUUGGAAUUCAAAGUGUUUGUAGUGUAUUGGAAUCUUUUUAAAAAGAAUUGAAGUUGUUUUUAACCGAAAUAACAUAUUGUAUAUGGUGUGAAGAGAGCAUCAAAAACUAAAUUAACUCAUCAAUUUUGUGGAUAACGAGGCAAUUUUUGAAUAUUGGAUAUUUUUUUCUUUGGGCAAAGUUAAUUUGGUUUUGUUUCCUGAAGACCUCCAGUUUGAAGACAACAUUUUAGAUGUAAUAACAAGGAGCCGUAGCACAACGACAUCUUGAUCCCCCCACCUAUAUACCACCUGAACUCACUCACCAUGCUGAGACAAAUCCUAUUGAAAAAUCAUCAAGAAUCCUUGACAAUGGCCGAUAGUCGUGAGCGAAUACGGGGGCCAUCACGUGAUGGCCGUGAAUUUUUGACCAGUCCCCGUCAAGUGUUGAGGCGUUUAAUGUUACUCUCCGAGGGUCGGCAGUAUCGAGAGGCAGCAGGUGUAGUGGGACGUUUGGGUCCGUCGGUUUUGAGAUCUGUUAUAGCGGAAUUACCCAUCGAUUUGUUGUUAGAGCAUUUGCCUCAUAGUGCAUAUCUAUUGGAAUCGUUCUUUUCGAGGUUAAUCACCGUCAAUCCCUCACCCAAACCCGAUGUACCCACAGAAGCCGUGCUCUGGCAAUUGAUCAAACUCUUCUCAAAUCCCCAUGAUCCAGGACUGAAACAACGCUGCUCUAAACUUCUGCAAUCUCUGGUGCAAUAUGAACCCAAUCUAAGGCAUACCAUACGUGAGACACGAAAAUCUUUCAAUGAUGCCGUACAAGGCCUGGGGGUGCACGGUCUGACCACAGAUCCUUCCGGCCAAUUGAUAUCCCUACAUAUGGCUUUAAAAACAGAACUACAACGACAUGUGGACACUUACAAAGUAGCCCUACACAAAUUGGAGGAACUAAGUUUGGUCACCAUAAAUCAAGAUCCUGCUCACUCCUCCCAUCAACGCUUAUUGGCCAUAAACUAUGGUGACAUACAACAACGCCUGAUUGACAAUAAAACCAUACUGACAGUUCUGGAUAAACCGGCCCUCAAACAAUUAACUAGUCUCAUAGAAAACCUCUCACAGCGCGUCGAAAAUGAUAAGGAAGUGCUCAAGGCAGUGGGUCAAGUGAAGCGAGUGGAUUUGCAGGCAAAUUUGGAAAAAAGACCGGCGGCGGGACUACUCAUGAAUUUUGCCCGAGGAUGUGAGGUAGUGCUGCAGAUGAUGGGACCCGAAAGUAUCAGUGUGGGUCCCAACAACAAUCCCAGCAUCAUUGGUUCGCCCAAAGGAGGCAGCAAUAGCAGCUGUAGUGAUGGCUAUCAUUCCGAUGAUUCAGCCAAUGAGGAAAUUAGCAGCAUGGUUUCUCAGUAUCGUUUGCUGUAUUUGGAAAAUAGGACAGACACUUUGGAAGCACUGGAUAGUUUGCCGCAACUGAAACACGUUCACAAUUUGAAAGCGAAAAUCUUGUUCUCAAUAAUUGUGCUAUCAUUUCGUCUGUGUCAUGGCAUGCGCGAGCGCAAAGUAAUGGAAGUUCGACGAACCCUAAAUUGUCCUCUGGAUAGUACAAACGAAAUCACUUUGGCCUUGGAUCGUUCCAUAAGGCAACAUUUGCAUGAUACCAUCGAUACAUUUCCUCUGGGCGAAAUCGAAAGAUCUGUCUUCAAUCAAGUCCUUUCCACUUUACAUGAAUACUCCUGUUUGGAAUCUUGUCCUCCCCUGACACAUUAUGUCAGUGCAUGUGUACGCUUAGCCUGGAAGAUGGUGAAUCAAAAAGUGCCCUAUUAUCUGGACAAUGAUUUCAAUUUGGGAUUCUUACGCCUUGAAAAACAUGAUCGCCAUGCCCAAGCAGAUCGUCGCUCCGACCUUAUUAAGGCUUUCCUUUGGCCAGCCUUAAUGCAGAACAACCACUGCAUGUUUAAAGCAAUUGUGGUGACUUAGCCCCUAUUUAAACCAUAAAAGAAAAUAAGUUGCAUUUAUAUAUAAGAAAAAUGGAUUUUGUACAUAAUUUCAAGCAAUAAUAUCUAAUACGAGUAACAUUUAUGUGUAUUUACUAUA
This is a messenger RNA of Stomoxys calcitrans (stable fly), 2978 nucleotides long. RefSeq lists its product as uncharacterized. The transcript has 9 exons. Lineage: Eukaryota; Metazoa; Arthropoda; Insecta; Diptera; Muscidae. Gene Ontology annotation, biological process: mitochondrial protein catabolic process; mitophagy by internal vacuole formation. Bases 1221 to 2861 code for a protein of 546 amino acids. The record is from RefSeq and is a predicted model, not a curated record. Gene Ontology annotation, cellular component: mitochondrial outer membrane.